Molecule: messenger RNA, 369 nt
Organism: Oikopleura dioica
Lineage: Eukaryota; Metazoa; Chordata; Appendicularia; Copelata; Oikopleuridae
Source: the annotation of a GenBank genome assembly
AUGUCGCUCACGAACGUCGCAGAAUUACGCCUAAAAACCGCAGAAAAUCGAGCGAAAAUUGGCGAGAAAAAAGUCAAAACACCUGUUGAUCUUUUCGAUGCAAAAUCUUAUUGUGAGAAGCAAAAGCAGAAGUACAUCGCAUCGGUGUUGGGCAAGCCGGAGCACCCAUCCUUAUCGAAUGUCAAGAUGCCGGGACAACUGGGCAUUGAACGAAUUAGACAACAAAUGAGAGAUUCGAGGGAUCCGGACUUGCAGAAAAUUCUUUUCAUCGAGCGCAAAGAAAUGGAAUCAAGGAAGAUAAAAACGGAAAAGAAAGAGCCUGGCCUUGACGUUCAAGUCACUACUGUCACUCCUGUCUAUCAUUUCUGA